Penicillium soppii is the source of this 384-nucleotide messenger RNA. RefSeq lists its product as uncharacterized. NCBI's taxonomy places the organism in Eukaryota, Fungi, Ascomycota, Eurotiomycetes, Eurotiales, Aspergillaceae. The transcript has 4 exons. The record is from RefSeq and is a predicted model, not a curated record. Bases 1 to 384 code for a protein of 127 amino acids.
AUGAACACGAUCAGAUCCACCUGGAUGGGCUGGGGCUCCCUCUGUGUUGCCGGUGGCGGAGCAUACUACUUUGCGAAGCAAUCGAUCAACGCCGACCGACAAGCCCGAUUCGAAGCUGAACUCAAGCGCAAAGCCCAGAUGAAGCAGAUGGAAGAGGAGCACAAGCGACAAGCGCUUUUCACGCCCGACGACGCUAGCAAGCGAGUGAAUAUGGCACGAUUCCAACACACUUCCGAUGAUGUCGCGUCGCCUAGCGUCGAAGCUUCCCAUGACCCGGCGCCUACCCGUCACGAACCUAUGAAUGAGUCUGACCGUUUGCUGGAGAAGGGCAAAUAUGAGACUACGCAGCCGUACCGGCCUCCCAGCGGAAACCGAUUCAGCUGA